UGUCAGUCAGUUGUGUGUAGGUGGUGGUUGAGAUCAGUUCCUCCUCCUCUUCCUCCUCCUCCUCUUCUUCCUCCUCCUCCUCCUCUUCCUCGUCCAUACCAUCAGUAAUUUAAGAUAAAGAGAGAGAAAAAGACGGAUUAAAAGAUGAACACCCCAACCAAGAUGAUGGUGAUGAUGGUGAUGAUGAUGAUGAUGAUGAUGAUAGCGCCAGCAUCUUCCAUACGUGUUGAUGACAAGAGAGGAUUCGCCCUGUGCAACAUCCCGCAGACGGCACAGCUGGAGCGCGUUGAGGUAAGCGAUUGCAAGCGUUGGCCGUGUCUCGCCAAGGCGGGUCGGCGCGGCACCUACGAAAUCACCUUCACGCCGGACACAAACGAACCCAUCCGGGGCCUCAAAAGCGACAUCCACGCCUGGGUCAAGCUUCCCUACGGCGAUGGGGAGCCGAUCCGCUUUCCCAUGCCCCGCCAGAUCAAGCAGGAGGUGUGCCCCUUCCUCGACACCCCAUGCCCCGUCCCCCCCGGCCACCCCGCCACCAUCACCAAGAGCGUCACCAUCCCCGUGCAGGCCAGAAUGGCCCAGGGUAACGUGGUGGUGGAGUUUCGCGUGACCGAUGACCUCAACCGCGUCGUGACCUGCUUCCACGCCCCGGUCAUCGUAGCAUAGACCAGUGACCCCUUGCAGAUAAUCAGUCACCUUUGGUAGUUAACACCUGGAGAUAAUCAUAGGCCUAAGCAAUUACACCUUGUUGCACAUGGUUAAUUACCCCCUAUGGAUAAUUACAUACCCUGGAUAAUAGGUUCCUAGUUACAGCUGUCCUAAAUAAUUAUAUACCACCUGUAGAUAAUUAGGCCUGAAGUGAUUACAUGUAGUUACACCUGUGAUAACUACCACCUAGUAGAUAAUUAGAUACUACCUUAAGUAAUUACACCUAGUUACACCUGUAGUAAUUACGUACACCACCUGUAGACAAUUAUACCUUAUGGGAUUACACUGAAAACUACACGUAUGGGAAUUACACCUAAACUCAAUAGUAUAAUUUACCUAAGCAAUAACAUAUAUAUAAAAUGAAGAGUAGUAUCAGUAUUUUUAAAAGGUGUUUUUUUCUACUUGGACAGUUUUGGAUAGUUCACACACACACACACACAGUCCAGCUUGAGGCAAUACAUAAAUUGUGGAGCGAAGCCUCGUGUAACAAACUCAAUAACAUGAAAACACUUUACAAAACAAAUGAAAUGCUGGAGUUUAAUUCUUCGUACUCCGGAAGAAAAGUGUUUUAUCAAGUACUGAUAUAAUUCUUCAACAUAGUCAGUUUACCAAAGUUACGGCUGUAGUCUGUCGAUAUCAUAUAGUUUUAAGUGAUUACAUUUAGAGUUGCACCUGUGGUUGUUAUUAUUGUUAUUAUUAUGGUUGUUAUUAGCCUUGGGUGUUUACAGUGGGGUGAUCUUGUAAGUCACUCCUACAGACGAAAGAUAUACAAUUCUCACCCAACAGUUCCCGUGCACACUGACGCCGCCGCCACCUCACCGCUGUGGAUGGCGGCGGCGUGAACAUAAGAACAUAAGAACAUAAGUACAUAGGGACACUGCAAGAAGCCCAAACUCCUUCGUAUAUAUACACGUUUCGUCCACAAAAGUGACAUUUUCUCAUGAGUGCUGAUGUUGUUGUUGUUGUAAUAGUAGUUGUAGUAUGGGAGCUGUAUUAGUGAAUCUAUUACUAUAACUACUACUACUACUACUACUACUACUACUACUACUACUACCUCCUAGCCUAAGUUUUUUUUUUUCCUUCUUUUUUUCGUUUUUAUUCAUCCUUCUCGUUUUAGGACAUUUCUCCUCCUCCUCCUCCUCCUCCUCCUCUUCCUCCUUCUUCCCUUAGUAAAGUUAAGUUACUAUAUGUGUGUGUGUGUGUGUGUGUGUGUGUGUGUGUGUGUGUGUGUG
Molecule: messenger RNA, 1937 nt
Organism: Eriocheir sinensis (Chinese mitten crab)
Lineage: Eukaryota; Metazoa; Arthropoda; Malacostraca; Decapoda; Varunidae
Exons: 5
Coding region: 145-663 (172 amino acids)
Biological process (GO): sterol transport
Molecular function (GO): sterol binding
Source: RefSeq, a predicted model, not a curated record